AUCAUCCUGAGACAAUGGAAGACGUGAAAAUAAAGCAGCCCAAACAGCAACAGGCAACAGAAAUUCACUCUGAUAAAUUAUCUCGACUUACCACUUCAGCAGAAAAAGAGACUAAAUUAGUCUUUACAAAUCCUUCCUCUGCUUCUUUUUCUGGUCCUGCUGCUAAUCUUCUGCAGAAAGUUCCCAACAACCAUUUGUCAUCUAUUAUUACAACCUCUGACCUCGCACCAGGGCCUGGUCACCAAGCUUCUUUAUCUCAGAUUCCUCCAGCCAUCCCCAGCAUGCCUCACCAGCCAACAGUGUUGCUGAGCACAGUCCCUGACAGUGCUUCUCCCUCCAUUCAUCCUGGGACACAGAACGUACUAAGCCCCGCUGGCCAGCCACGCUGUCGAUCAGGCAGUUACACCAUUGGCCCCUUUUCCUCUUUCCAGAGUGCUGCACACAUCUAUAGCCAGAAACUGUCUCGUCCCUCUUCAGCAAAGGCAGGUGAGUGGGAAAAUGAAAGGCAGCCUGCAGUGUCAGCUCCUCCCAGCCCCA
Molecule: messenger RNA, 537 nt
Organism: Myotis brandtii (Brandt's bat)
Lineage: Eukaryota; Metazoa; Chordata; Mammalia; Chiroptera; Vespertilionidae
Product: tubulin polyglutamylase TTLL5-like
Exons: 2
Source: RefSeq, a predicted model, not a curated record